This is a messenger RNA of Corythoichthys intestinalis (scribbled pipefish), 4770 nucleotides long. RefSeq names its product jade family PHD finger 3 (gene jade3). NCBI's taxonomy places the organism in Eukaryota, Metazoa, Chordata, Actinopteri, Syngnathiformes, Syngnathidae. The coding region runs from base 693 to 3065 and encodes 790 amino acids. Gene Ontology annotation, biological process: regulation of transcription by RNA polymerase II. The transcript is spliced from 11 exons. Gene Ontology annotation, cellular component: histone acetyltransferase complex. The record is from RefSeq and is a predicted model, not a curated record.
CAUUUUUAAAAAUGGUAUCAAAAUCCGCCGUGUUUUCAUAAAUACCUUUCUGGCAUAAAACAAUUAUAAAAAUGAUCUUUUCUAAAUUUGUUUUUAAUAAAAAAAAAAUGUGUGUGGUGGUAAUAAAACGUUUUACCACAAUAUAUUAGUAUUUUUCGGAACCUUAGUGCUAUUUUCGCUCUUUCCAGUCAAAAUGGAUUGAACGUCUAUCGCCGCCAAUGGCACUAAAAUAUGAGCAUUCACAGGCAGUCCGACCAGUUUAGAUGAAUUGGACGUCUAUUGUUGUCAAUGGCAGUGAAAUAUUUUUUAAAAAUGUUAAAUCUGUCUCCACCCGAUCCACGGUUGACACCGACGAUCAAAUCAAACGUACCAGAGAUUGACGCGAAACCGGCGGGGUUUAGGACCCAGCGGGCCACGCGGUACAAUAGCGCUGUUGUGCCGUGUUGGUGGGCCGACUGACUGCAAGUCUGAGAGAAGAAGCCCUCCAAAAAAACCUCAAUUUACCCCAUUACCAAACACAAAUACUUCUAAAUUUUGCCUAUAAAGUGUGUGUUUGACUCGGAAAGGGAUACGGAUGUGGUAAAGUGGACCUCCCAGCGCUUCUUCUUGAAGGGAUGAAAUUAAGUACUUGAGUGUCCGUCAGAGGAAGCCACUAGUAUGCUUUUCAACUGGAGAUUUAUGGAUCUGACAGGAUGAAGCGUCUCAGGACCUCCAGCAGCAGCGACACUUCUGACAAUGAGAGUCCCUCAACCUCCUUCUGCUCCAACAAAUAUGGCAGCAAACCAGGCACCCCUGCCGCUGACCCCAAGAAACCGGCUGAAGUGUUCCGAAAAGACCUGAUUAGCGCCAUGAAGUUGCCCGACUCGCACCACGUCCCACCGGAGGAAUACUACCUUCUCGCCGACAGCUGGAAACAAGAGUGGGAGAAAGGGGUUCAGGUUCUGGCCAGCCCGGACACCAUCCCGCGAGCGUCUGUCAGAAUCAUUGCGGAAAAGUCUAAAGAGAUUCUGUACGGGCACCAAAAGAAGUUCAUUCAGUGUACUGGGCAAGAGUCCACAGAACCAGGCUAUGUCAACAUCAAGGAGCUAGCAGAGGCCAUGUGUCGCUACGACCUAGACGACGUCGACAUCUACUGGCUGCGCACUCUCAACGCACAGCUGACAUGCAUGGGUGAGGACCCAGUGGACGAACUGACGAUGGAACGUGCCAUGGAGGCGCUGGAGGGCCAGUGCCACCACAACAUGAGGCACGCCAUCGAGACAGUGGAGGGUCUGGGCAUCGAGUACGACGAGGACGUGGUGUGCGACGUGUGCCGCUCGCCCGACAGCGAGGAAGGCAAUGAUAUGGUCUUCUGCGACAAGUGCAACAUCUGCGUGCACCAGGCCUGUUACGGGAUUGUCAAAGUGCCCGUCGGUAACUGGAUGUGCCGGACGUGCGUGCUCGGAAUCGACCCACAGUGUCUCCUGUGUCCCAAAAAGGGCGGGGCCAUGAAGGCGACUCGCGCUGGCACCAAGUGGGCGCAUGUCAGCUGCGCCCUGUGGAUCCCCGAGGUAAGCAUCGCUUGCCCCGAAAGAAUGGAACCCAUCACCAAAGUGUCCCACAUCCCACCGAGCCGCUGGUCGCUCAUCUGCAGCGUGUGCAAAAUCAAAACGGGCGCGUGCAUCCAGUGCUCAGUGAAAAACUGCACGACACCCUUCCACGUCACGUGCGCUUUCGAGCACAGCCUGGAAAUGAAGACCAUCCUGGACGAAGGCGACGAAGUCAAAUUCAAGUCGUACUGCCUCAAGCACAGCAAACCCAAAGCGGCAGGCGAGACCGGCCUGAGCCUUAGCCCGGCACGCGCCAAGCCGCCGCCCUCCGACUCUGCCAAGGUGGGCCUGCGGGCGCAGCGGCUGCAGGAGCUGGAGGAGGAGUUCUACGCGCUGGUGCGGCCAGAGGAGGUGUCUCGGGAGGCGGGACUCUCGCCACGCGUGCUGGACUUUGUCUACCAAUACUGGAAGCUGAAGAGGAAGAGUAACUUCAAUAAGGCCCUGCUGGCACCUAAAGAAGACGAGGAGAACCUGGUGCUGGAACCGCACCAGGACAGCAUCCACACGCGUAUGCGCAUGUUCAUGCAUCUUCGACAGGACCUAGAGAGGGUACGAAACUUGUGCUACAUGGUGAGUCGUCGCGAGAAGCUGAAGCUGCUGCAAAGCAAAGCCCAGGAGCAGAUGUUCAACCUGCAUGUCACCCUCAUCGGCCAAGAGAUCUCUGCCGGUGUGGCCAUUACCUCCCCGGUAGAGAGCGUCCUGUUCCGGCCUCCUCCCAGGAUCACGCUGAAGCUAAAGAUGCCCAAAGCCGCUAGCCUAACUAACUGCCACGCCGCGUCAAAAUCGGCAAACGGGCCUCUGUGCCCGGACAACAGCGGGAACUUGUCUGAGCGCUCUAUUGAAGGCUUGGGACAGGGCAAACCGCAGUUGCACGGGCACGCACGGCGGGAGGAACGUACCAACGGACGGGUGUCCGGAAAGCCCAAAACGGGGAAGCCGUUGGUGGGGAAGCCCGCGGCAGGGAAGCCCGCGGCAGGGAAGCCCGCAGCAGGGAAGCCCGCGGCAGGUAAGCCGAUGACCCUCCACUCGGCACUGCUCGGUCACUCGUCCAAUGGCAAAACGGAACAAGCGCGCACCUCCAAAAAUGGCCUCUUGGACAAACUCGUCGCGCAAAAAGACAGCUCGUGCCAGACGCCUGUAGAACCCGACGCGGCAAAGCAACCGCUGGAUAAAGGCGCUUUCGGCAUGGAGCAUUUCGGCCGCUCCUUCAAGGAGGCCACCAUGAACUUGGUACGGACCACCGAGGACAUGCGGGCCUCGGACAAGCUAACACGCAAGGACAAACUCUGGCCCAAGCCCGUGUCGGCAGCCGGCGCGCGAUUGUACCACGACAGUGACGGUUAUUGUCCCGACGUGGAGCUCAGCGACUCGGAAACCGAGGCCAAGGGAAGACACCGGCGCCCCCCGAAGGGUGGAGGCGGUCGGGGGCGCGGCAGGCCACCGGUUGGCACGGCGUCGCACCUCGUACGAAGGUGACGGCACACCCUCGACUUAGUUCCAUCGCACAAUUUUUUUAGUAAAUGGCUCCGCCCCCUUUCUCAACGUACAGUUUGGAUGUAGUGUUGUGUGACAUACACUCCAAGUAAGUACAACAUGAAAAUACAUGCAAGGACUACCUAUGACAUCAUACAUCAACGCACAAAUACUAAUUUGAAUGGUGAAAAUAAUAAUGAAAUAAUCGACACCACCUAAAAAAAAUGCAGUUUAUAAUUAGAAAAUGUCAAUAAACUGCUUUCUCAAGUCAUUUGCUGCCAUUGACGGUGAUCAAUGUUAAAUCCAUUUCAACUGGGAUGGCUGGCAUUGAAUGAUCAAGUGACAGUGCCACUGACGGCGAUAGAUGUCAAAUGUAUUUCGAUUGGGAGGGCUUUGCAACGAUCGUCAAAAGUGGGGAUGUCCUCAACACAUGUCUUUGCUCUACAGUUCGAGUCACCGGAUUUUGAAGAACUACCGAUAUCAAGUCCCAUUGUAAAAAAAAAAUCGCAUCCAAAUGUAAAAUAUUUUCAAGCUGCAGAGAUAAACAUUCUUGCUCGAUACUAUCUUAACGUUACUUCCUGUGACAUUCAGAAUACUUUUUUCUCCAUCACUUAAAAUUUUAAAUAUACAGUAAAUAUCUUAACAUGAUUUUUUUUUUACAGCCGAUUAUGAUCUUCUGAAAAAUAUGUGAUCAGCCCAGAUUCAAGGGGACAGAUUGGGGCCCGAUUUUUCGGUUCACACGGACGGAUCGGGGCCCCGACUUCCCGGUUCAAGCGGACGGAUCGGGGCCCCGACUUCCCGGUUCAAGCGGACUGAUCGGGGCCCCGACUUCCCGGUUCAAGCGGACCGAUCGGGGCCCGAUUUCUCGGGUCAAGCGGACGGAUCCGGCCCAGAUUUUGCGGGUCGCGUGUAUGAUCUGAUUUCCACUUGCAUGGAUGGAUCGGGGACCCCGGUUUUUCGGGGCCGAGCAGACGGAUCGGGGGGCCCAGUUUUUCGGGGUCGAGCGGAGGGAUCGGGGGGCCCCGGUUUUUCGGGGUCGAGCUGAGGGAUCGGGGGGCCCCGGUUUUUCGGGUUCGAGCGGAGGGAACGGGGGGCCCCGGUUUUUCGGGUUCGAGCGGAGGGAUUGGGGGGGCCCCGGUUUUUCGGGGUCGAGCGGAGGGAUCGGGGGCCCCGGUUUUUCGAGGUCGAGCGGAGGGAUCGGGGGGCCCCGGUUUUCGGGGUUGAGCGGAGGGAUCGGGGGGCCCCGGUUUUUCAGGGUCGAGCUGAGGGAUCGGGGGGCCCCGGUUUUUCGGGGUCGAGCUGAGGGAUCGGGGCCCCAAUUUCCCGGGUCGAGCGGACGGAUCGGGGCCCCGAUUUCUCGGGUCAAGCGGACGGAUCGGGGCCCCGAUUUCCCAGGUCACGCGUAUGACCUGAUUUCCACUUGCAUGGACUGAUCGGGGACCCCGGUUUUUCGGGGCCGAGCGGACAGAUCGGGGGCCCCGGUUUUUCGGGGUCUAGCGGAGGGAUCGGGGGGGCCCCGGUUUUUCGGGGUCGAGCGGACGGAUCGGGGGCCCCGGUUUCCAAUCACCUACUGUGAUCAAGCUCGAUUUCUGGUCACACAAAUGACCUGAUUUCCGGUCGCACUAUCGGAAUGGGGCCUGGUUUCCAGUUGCACGAUCAGAUCGGGGAGACAUCACUAGUCAAAAGGAUUGGAUGUCUCCCCCCCCCC